AUGGAAAUAACAUUAGAUGAUGGGGACUUUUACGAAUUUGCAAAAAACAAAAGUAAUUUAUCAGAUGCUUACUCUUUUAAAAUAUAUCAGGAAUUAGAUGGAAUUGUUGUGUCUACAGAUAAUAAAAUAGAAAACAAAUGUACUUCCAAUAAUAAUAGUUUUAAACAUGUCAAUAAUGAUCUUCUUAAUAAAAUUUUAAGGAAUGCAAAAAAAUUAAAUGAAAUUCAAAAAGAAAAUAUAUAUAGGGAAUAUUGCAUAAAUUACAAAUACUGGAUAUUUAGAGAAAUAUGGAAAUUAAACAAAAAUAAUACUACUAAAUCCAAUUUUUCAGAUAUAAUAAGUGAAUUCAUUAAUCUAAGAGACUGUACAAAAAAGAAUCAUAAUAAUAUAUAUGACUGUCAAUACCAUUUUACUGUUAAAAACUUAGAUGAAUUAAAAUUUUUUAUAGAACAGAAAAAUUUGUAUGAUUAUUUUAAAAGUUAUGAUAAAGUUAUAAGUAACAUUCCUUGUGAUACUGAUAAUAACAAUGAAUAUAUUAAUUAUCUUAAAUCUAUUAGUGAAACUUAUAAUGAGCACAAUUUUCACGAAAGAUGUUGUCAUUUUGGUGCAUCAUAUUGUCCAAACUAUUUUUUGAGUUGUGACGACAAGUAUAAUCCGCGUAAUAUAAUUAAUGCACUACAGUCAAAAGAUAAAGAAGAAUGCAAUAAAAUUAAAAAUGCUAAUUUAAAUAACAAAUCUAAAGAAGAGAACUUGGAAAACUAUUCUACUCAGGUUGACAUGUAUAUUAAAUAUUUAGAAUGCGCUAAUGUAAAUAAACCUCCUUUUAAUGGAACAUCUAUUAUAUGUCAGCAUCCUGGAUAUCAUCCUAGCACAAGAAACACAUUUUUUAAAGAAAAAAAUUCAGAAAGAUCAGCAGAUAGUAACUCAAGUACAAAAAUUCAUCAAAUUGAAAUUAAUAACAAACCAUUCAACGUAGCUUUAAUUUCCAAUGAUAUAUACAGAAGUGGUAACUUAACACCAUCUUUUGCAUAUACUCCAGAAGGUAUCCAUACAUUAUUUCCUGAAAUAAUAGAUGAUAAGCGAAAAAAAUAUGAGAAUGAAUCUGAGAUAUCCUGUAAAGGGGAUCAUAUAAAUGAAACAAUGCAACUUUAUUGUGAACGAUCUAAAAUGUAUAAAAAAUUGUUGAAUGGACAUCAAAAUAAAAUUUAUAAAAACGUUUCAUUAUAUGAUAUUCUGAAUAUGAAAGAUCAAGAAUUAUAUAAUACACCAAUUUUGUUCAACAAUUUAACAGAAAAUAUACUUUUCCGUAUCAUCUUAAUGAUUAUAUUAUCAUUAGGAGUAAUUAUGGUCUUUUUCAUGUACUAUAAAGUAAAACAAUUCUCUCCUUUUGGAAGUUGGUUAAAUAAGAAGGUAAAAUAUAAGAAAAAAUUCCAUAAGAAUAAUUUUCAAUAUAAAGCUGAUAAUAUAAUAUUAAUGCAAGAAAAUAAAUAUAAGAAUAUUAAAAAUUCCCAAAUGAAUGUACGUAUUGCUUACAAUGCAACAUAA
Messenger RNA from Plasmodium gonderi, 1545 nucleotides. Its product is annotated as variable surface protein. NCBI's taxonomy places the organism in Eukaryota, Apicomplexa, Aconoidasida, Haemosporida, Plasmodiidae. The transcript has 3 exons. The record is from RefSeq and is a predicted model, not a curated record. The coding region runs from base 1 to 1545 and encodes 514 amino acids.